Messenger RNA from Physcomitrium patens, 2008 nucleotides. RefSeq names its product F-box/kelch-repeat protein At5g15710. Gene Ontology annotation, molecular function: protein binding. Lineage: Eukaryota; Viridiplantae; Streptophyta; Bryopsida; Funariales; Funariaceae. The record is from RefSeq and is a predicted model, not a curated record.
AUGAACAGAACCCCUACGUUCAUCGACCUGACGGAUGAUAGUUUGGGAGAGAAGAGUCGAGCCGACCAUGACGAAAUUGUUUACAGACUUCCUGAUUCUUUGCCGCUGCGAAUUCUACCGCGUUUUGGUUUAAAGAACAAGUCGAUUGUCUGCAGCAUCGAUUGUCGCGUCCAUUUCAGUGCUGCAAGCGCAGUCCGCGCAACACAACCCAGAAUCGCAGACUUUUGGUUAAUUCGGGGCCUCCAGAACCCUCCGCAUGCCGCAGCUAUUGACACUAUGGCUUUGAACAAGUCACUGAACAAGUUUAAGGGCAAGGAGAGGCAGAACGACUGUGCGAUGGAUGUAGAUCUAUGGGGCGAUUUGCAGAAGUACAUUCCUUUAGAGAUGGUCUACGAGAAGUUGCCACUCCAGUCAUUCUUCUUGCUUCGAGAGGUUUGUAAAAGCUGGAACUCUAUAGCCUGUGAGCGUCGCGGCUUCAAGGAUCUCAUCCCUAGGCCUUACUUCGUCUUGAUGCCAUUCAGUUGGUCCAAACCAAAACUUCUGGCUUAUAACAUCUCCCGUGGAGAAUGGAUAUGGAAGCGAAUAGUGGAGCGGAAAACACCAUUAAAACCUCCCGUCCUUGCCUUUUCCCUCCACGGCAUGCUCUACAGCUCAGACCGCUACCGAUUUCCAGCCCGGGAGCUUCAGCUGUAUGUUAUGGACACGCAUGUUUCCAAGGAAUAUCUACUCCCAACGCUUCCGGCAUUGGAGCAAGAGGUUUCCUGGGACGGCAUGGUGGUGGACACGACAGUCACACCCCACACCUUCAAGAUCAUACGAGGGGACGUUGAUUUCGGCACUCAGAUUUAUGAUUCCACAACAGACUCAUGGUCAUCAAACCUUGCGAAACCUUCUUGCCGAAGGCCUCCUCAUCUUACCACAUGUGUUGACUUUAACAACAGUUUGUACAUCAGAUCCGUUGCUCCUGACAUUAUCACGGUCUACGACCUACAGAAGGCCGUUUGGAGUCGAUUGAAUCCUCCAGAGCAGCUUCCAGAUGCCCGUACCUAUGGUGGUUCAUUAGGGACAUGGCAAGGUCGGUUGUUUACUGUGACAGAGCAUCACGAUGGUGUAAGCUUUGAUUCUAUCUCAGUAUGUGAGCUUCAAACAUCGUCCCUGGAAUGGAGGGAGUAUCUCCGCAUGCCAUCUAACUUGUACAACAGAUGGUUUUCAUGCGAGGACGAUAAGAUAUGGUCGAGCUUCUGUGGGGAGUAUGUUCUUAUGAUUGCUUGGCUUCAUCGAAGCUGCGAAUUUGACCAGCCUAAGCAUAUGUGUCUUUGCAGUUUGGCUACAAGAACUUGGGAAAUGUUUGACGCUCCACAUGAUAUUGUCGGUGGCCGAGUUGAAGUAUCAGAUGACUUUUGACCGAUAGAAGCGGGAUUCUGCGGCUCAUAGUCUACUCACUGGGCAAUGGGCAUUUGUUAGUGUGAAGCUCUUUGUGCGAUGGAAAAGGAGAAUUUCUGGUGGAGCUCACUGUUAGCAUCCACCGUCGUUUCAGAGGGCUUUCUGAGGAGCACCGAAAUGAUUGACAUCGUUUCAGUUGACAAUUUUUCACAGUAAUUCAAUAUGGCUGUGAAGUGAACAAGCAGGCUGGACGUGAUCGUAAGGUCGCAAGAUUUAGGCGGGCUGUGUUGUAUUUGUGAAGUGGCAGCUCAAGGGUCCCAAUUUUACGAUUAAGGUAGGGACUUCAUUUAUCAUUAUGACACAUCAUUACACUGCACACAAUCUCUUAAUCAGUUAGCAUGAGCUGCAUUAGGCUGCUCAAGUAUGUCUGCUAGAGACACCGAGAUGUACACUUAUAGAGGAUUCCAAUGAAGAGCGACUUUACGUCAAAGAAUAUGUAGAUCAUUCCCCUUCUCAUGUGUGUGUCUAGUGAGUACGAACUGACAUGUAACUGACUGUUCGCGAGUGUUAGUGCUUGUAUUGGGAACGAAAUUAAUUCUUAGAUUCGCAGCAAUAUAGAAGACAA